AUGAAUUUGGAAUUUACAGUUACUGAAACGAUUACGCGACAAUUCGGUCAAAUCAAUGAAAUAGAUUAUGAAUUUGAAGAAGUUACCAAUGAAGCUGUUUCUCUUGGUGUGACAAGUAAAAAAGAGCGACGUAUACGAGCCUACACUGCCAACAUAAAACGUGAUCAAUACAAUCAGCUCAUAACGCGUGCAAUCGAUGCUCUAUCGUUCGAUGAUUUUAUCUUAGUUUUACGACCGUUUGUUAUGGGACACUACGAUCAAUUCGAAUUAGAAAAGGCUUUUGAUAUUCUCGAUCGCGAUCGAUCAGGUUUUAUUCAUAUUGAAGAACUUAGUGUAUUUUUGACGACAAUCAAUCAGUAUGUCACAAGUGAUGCAUUGAGAAGUUACAUUCGAAAAGUUGACAUAAAUGCAGAUGGGAAUUUGACCUAUGAUGAAUUUCGUUCCUUGAUCUUGAAAGGUAUUGGUCGAGAUAUCAUCUGUAAUCAUCUAUGA
Messenger RNA from Adineta ricciae, 492 nucleotides. NCBI's taxonomy places the organism in Eukaryota, Metazoa, Rotifera, Eurotatoria, Adinetida, Adinetidae. The record is from the annotation of a GenBank genome assembly.